CCUGACCUCUGUGUCCCCUGACCCCAGGCCCACCGUAUGCCACCACAGUCCCGGAGCACGCGGCAGUGCAGGCAGGGGAGACCGUGCAGCUCCAGUGCCUGGCACAUGGGACACCCCCGCUCACCUACCAGUGGAGCCGCAUGGGUGGCAGCCUCCCCGGGAGGGUCACCACCAGGAAUGAGAUACUGCGCUUUGAGCCCGCAGCCCCUGAGGACUCAGGCCGCUACCGCUGCAGGGUCACCAACAAGGUGGGCUCAGCGGAGGCCUUUGCCCAGGUGCAUGUCCAAGGACCCUCCAGCUCUGUCCCCGACACCGUCCCAGCAGGAUCCACACCCACUGUUCAGGUCACGCCUCAGCUAGAGACCAAGAGCAUAGGGGCCAGCGUUGAGUUCCACUGUGCCGUGCCCAGCGACCGGGGCACCCAGUUCCGCUGGGUCAAGGAAGGGGGUGAGCUGCCUCCCGGCCACAGCGUGCAGGAUGGUGUGCUCCGAAUCCAGAACUUAGACCAAAGCUGCCAAGGGACAUAUGUUUGUCAGGCCCAUGGACCGUGGGGACAGGCCCAGGCCAGUGCCCAGCUGGUUGUCCAAGCCCUGCCCUCCGUGCUCAUCAACAUCCGGACCUCCGUGCAGACCGUGGUGGUCGGCCAUGCUGUGGAGUUCGAGUGCGUGGCCCUGGGUGACCCCAAGCCUCAGGUGACUUGGAGCAAAGUGGGAGGGCGCCUGCGUCCUGGCAUCGUGCAGAGCGGAGGCAUUGUCAGGAUCGCCCACGUGGAGCUGGCUGAUGCCGGGCAGUACCGCUGCACGGCCACCAAUCCUGCCGGCACCACCCAGUCACAUGUGUUGCUGCUCGUACAAGCCCUACCUCAGAUCUCAACGCCCCCAGAGGUCCGAGUGCCCGCUGGUUCUGAAGCUGUCUUCCCCUGUAUGGCCUCUGGCUACCCCACUCCUGACAUCACGUGGAGCAAGCUGGAUGGGAACCUGCCACCCGACAGCCGCCUGGAGAGCCACAAGCUGCUGCUGCCCUCGGUCCGACCCCAGGACGCAGGCACCUACGUCUGCACUGCCACUAAUCGGCAGGGCAAAGUCAAAGCCUUUGCCCACCUGCAGGUGCCAGAGCGGGUAGUGCCCUACUUCACGCAGACCCCCCACUCCUUCCUGCCCCUGCCUACCAUCAAGGAUGCCUACAGGAAGUUUGAGAUCAAGAUCACCUUCCGGCCUGACUCAGCCGACGGCCUCCUCCUCUACUCGGGGAUGCUGCUGUACAAUGGGCAGAAGCAGAUGCCAGGGAGCCCCACCAGCCUGGCCAACAGGCAGCCUGACUUCAUCUCCUUCGGCCUCGUGGGUGGAAGGCCUGAAUUCCGGUUUGACGCAGGCUCAGGCAUGGCCACCAUCCGCCACCCCACACCACUGGCGCUGGGCCAGUUCCACACCGUGACCCUGCUGCGCAGCCUCACCCAGGGCUCCCUGAUUGUGGGCAGCCUGGCCCCUGUCAAUGGAACCUCCCAGGGCAAGUUCCAGGGCCUGGACCUGAACGAGGAGCUCUACCUGGGCGGCUACCCUGACUAUGGUGCCAUCCCCAAGGCCGGGCUGAGCAACGGCUUUGUGGGCUGUGUCCGGGAACUGCGCAUCCAGGGCGAGGAAAUCAUCUUCCAUGACCUCAACCUGACAGUGCAUGGCAUCUCCCACUGCCCCACCUGUCGGGACCGGCCCUGCCAGAACGGGGGCCAGUGCCAGGACUCAGAGAGCAGCAGCUAUGUGUGCAUCUGCCUGGCUGGCUUCACCGGGAGCCGCUGUGAGCACUCGCAGGCCCUGCACUGCCACCCAGAGGCCUGUGGGCCUGAUGCCACCUGUGUGAACCGGCCUGAUGGCCGAGGCUACACCUGCCGCUGUCACCUGGGCCGCUCAGGAGUGAGAUGUGAGGAAGGUGUGACAGUGACCACCCCCUUCAUGUCGGGCACUGGUUCCUACCUGGCACUGCCCGCCCUUACCAACACACACCAUGAGCUACGCCUGGACAUUGAGUUUAAGCCUUUGGCGCCCGACGGAAUCCUGCUGUUCAGCGGAGGGAAGAGUGGGCCUGUGGAGGACUUUGUGUCUCUGGCAAUGAUUGGCGGCCACCUGGAGUUCCGCUACGAGUUGGGGUCAGGGCUGGCCGUUCUGCGGAGCCCCGAGCCGCUCGCCCUGGGCCACUGGCACCGCGUGUCUGCAGAGCGUCUUAAUAAGGAUGGCAGCCUGCGGGUGAACGGCAGACGCCCCGUGCUACGCUCCUCACCGGGCAAGAGCCAGGGCCUCAACCUGCACACCCUCCUCUACCUCGGGGGUGUGGAGCCCGCAGUGCCACUGCCACCAGCCACCAACAUUAGCGCCCACUUCCACGGCUGCGUGGGUGAGGUGUCAGUGAAUGGAAAGCGGCUGGACCUCACCUACAGCUUCCUGGGCAGCCGAGACAUUGGGCAAUGCUACGACAGCUCCCCGUGUGAGCGCCAGCCCUGCCAGAACGGUGCCACAUGCAUGCCUGCUGGCGAGUAUGAGGUCCAGUGCCUGUGUCAGGAUGGCUUCAAAGGAGACCUCUGCGAGCAUGCGGAAAACCCCUGCCAGCUCCAGGAGCCCUGUCUGCAUGGGGGCACCUGCCAGGGUACCCACUGCCUCUGUCCCCCUGGCUUCUCUGGCCCACGCUGCCAGCAAGGCUCUGGACGGGGCACAGCAGAGUCCGACUGGCAUCUCGAAGGCAGUGGGGGCAACGAUGCCCCUGGGCAGUAUGGAGCCUAUUUCCACGAUGACGGCUUCCUAGUCCUCCCAGGCCGAGUCUUCUCCAGGAGCCUGCCCGAGGUGCCUGAAACCAUUGAGCUGGAGGUCCGGACCAGCACAGCCAGUGGCCUCCUGCUGUGGCAGGGCGUGGAGGUGGGAGCGGCUGGCCGAGGCAAGGACUUCAUCAGUCUUGGGCUUCAGGAUGGGCACCUUGUCUUCAGCUACCAGCUGGGCAGUGGGGAGGCCCGCCUUGUCUCUGAGGACCCCAUCAAUGAUGGCGAGUGGCAUCGAGUGAUGGCGCUGCGAGAGGGCCGGAGGGGCUCCAUCCAGGUGGACGGUGAGGAGCUGGUCAGCGGCCAGUCCCCAGGCCCGAACGUGGCAGUGAACACCAAGGGCAGCAUCUACAUUGGCGGAGCCCCCAGGGUGGCCACGCUGACUGGGGGCAGGUUCUCCUCGGGCAUCACGGGCUGUAUCAAGAAUCUGGUGCUGCACUCUGCCCGGCCUGGCACCCCACCCGCACAGCCACUGGACCUGCAGCACCGCGCCCAGGCAGGGGCCAAUGUGCGCCCCUGCCCCUCGUAGGCAGCUGCCUGCCCCACACGGACUCCCGGGCAGCAUCCUAGCCCCACAGUGUCAAGUAUAUUAUUAUUAAUAUUAUUAUGAAUAUUUCAUAAGAAACUGAGGCGAUGCCACGCUUUGCUGCUACUGCCCUGGGCUGGACUGGAGGGUGGGCACACCACCCCCCACACACCAACACACCUGGGCAAAGCCACAGGCUGUGGGCAGAGCAGUUUGGAUGGGAGCAGGUGCCUCAGAGGGCCACCAGGACGUGGUGUCCAGCACGGUGGCUGAGUGGGCUCAGGACUGCCCCCAGCAAUAAAGCCCCACAAGGGAGAGCUGGGCUGCCCGUGCCCACCGCCCUUGGGCAGCCCUCAUUCCUACAGGAGCCAGCCUUGGCUUACAGCCUGGCGCCCCACAAGCUGCCUGGAGUAGGGGAGCCCAGCGGCCUUUGCAACCUCCUCUGGGUUGGGAAAGCUCUCUAGUGCCAAUGGUGCAGCAAAAGGCAGCUCACCCCCAAGCAGGCCACCCUACCCCCACCGGCCCAUGGCCCAGCCCUCCGCCUCUCCAGCCGGGCCUCCUGCCCCUGGCAGAUCCCCACCACCAUCUCUCGUGGCCUGUAUCUCCCCGACCCAACAGCUGGCCCAGGGACCCCGCCGUAAGGAGCUGCAAGGGAAACGCUACCCCAGCUAUUCCCAGGAGCUGCUACAGGCCAAGCCCAGCACUGGGAGGGUCUCCCUGCCCGUACCAGGCCAUACCCCCCGCUGAUCUGGAAGUGAAGGCCCAGGGGACUUGGGGGGAAGAGGGCACUGAUGGGCAGAAAGAGUUAGUGCCUUGGGUCAGGGAAGCUGGGACUCAUGACUAGGAGGGACAGGAAGGGGACAUGACAGCCCUGCCCCAUCUGUGGGAGCCUGAGGGCCCAACUGAGGGCCCUCCCCACCAGCAGCCCCCAGAUGUGGGUCAGGACGCCUGGCCUCUGUGUCCUAGAAGGGACCCUCCUGUGGUUUUUGUCUUGAUCUUUAAUAAACGGUGCUAUUCCCGCUA
This is a messenger RNA of Manis javanica (Malayan pangolin), 4349 nucleotides long. Lineage: Eukaryota; Metazoa; Chordata; Mammalia; Pholidota; Manidae. The record is from RefSeq and is a predicted model, not a curated record.